Molecule: messenger RNA, 1866 nt
Organism: Actinia tenebrosa (Australian red waratah sea anemone)
Lineage: Eukaryota; Metazoa; Cnidaria; Anthozoa; Actiniaria; Actiniidae
Product: TLC domain-containing protein 5-like
Cellular component (GO): membrane
Source: RefSeq, a predicted model, not a curated record
AUUUUAUUCGAUGUGCACCCUCCCUGUAAAAGUUCUGGUUACGGCCCUGAAUGGUAAAAGGUUCAUUAAGCAAUGUUAAGUCAUUUGAUCAUGCUCUUUAUUAAUGCUUAGCAUAUGUCAAAUUUUCUAGAAUUACUGUGAAUGAAUGCUAAACAUCGAGUGUUUGAGGCAUAACAUACUGUACAAUAAUGGAUAUUGUCACUCCCUUGGACCUUAUAAUUCCAACCUGUUCCAUGGUCUUUGCAUGGUUAAUCGUCUACUCCUUAAUCUGUCUUGUAAACCAGCAACGAAGCUACGAAUGGAACUGUCGUCUCGUGUCAAUCUUUCAUGCAUGUUUGGUAACAUUGCUUAGCUAUUGGUGUGGAUUCCAGACUGGACCAUGGCCGUUUGACGCACUUGGUUACACUUCCACUCCAUUUCAGACAUUAAUACUCCUGAUUUCAUUUGGAUACUUCAUAUUUGACUUUAUUUGGUGUGUGUAUAUGGAAACCGAGGGGCCUGUGAUGCUUAUACAUCAUGUAACGUCAGUUCUCACUCUUGGCUAUGCUUUAUCGAUCGGUCUCUCAGGAUCUGAAAUCAUCGCAGCCAUAUUUGGAAUGGAAAUGACUAAUCCAUUUCUUCAGUUACGUUGGUUUUUACGAGAAACAGGCAACUAUCAAACAAGAUUGGCAUAUGGGAAUGACUUUAUUUUCAUGGCUUUGUUUCUAUAUUUACGUCUUGGUCCUGGUUCGAUCUUAACGUACCAUACCACUCUGGCUGAGAAACCUACAAUACUGAUUAAAGCUGGAGGACUAAUCCUGUACCUUGUUAGUAUCAUAUGGAGCAUACUCAUACUUCGAUUUGCAAGAUAUAGAUUUUUUGGGAAGAAGAAAAAUUAAAAGUAGUGACUCUCAAACUGCGUUUAAAUGAUACCAGAUGAAUUCUCAACCAGUCAAAAAUUUGACUUGUACAUACAGUUUGCACAAAACUGUCUCUUUGAUCGUAUGAAGAAAAUAUUUUGUUUAGACGAAACUGGAUCCAAAUUUGCAUGGCUUGAGGUGAAUGAAAUGAAUGGAGGCCAAUAAAGGUACAACUUUUUGACUGGUUGAAAAUUUGUCUGCCGUACUACAGGGUAAACGCAGCGUCAGUCUCUUCCUAGCGUUACUGCAAUAGUCUCCUUCACAGUUCCCUGCCCCAUCUUGAAAGUUAGCCGUGCCUUUGCAUCAAAGCGAGACGAAUGGUGAGAUUGCAAUGAUAGAGACCUUUUUUAAAAACCUUGAACAAUAAUAUUUUAAUUCACCUGUCUCUAUCAUUGCAAGCUCACUGUUCGUCUCGCUUUGUGGUUGGCUUGGUUAGGCAAUGGCCUGUUGUGCGGGAGGUCAUGGGUUGAAGCUUUAGCUGGACCAACAGUCUGGGUCUUAAAAUAUUCAAGUACAUGUAGGAGGUGCUGUCUUUGCUUUAAAAAAUAUCUCCAUAUGGUUAGACCUUCAGCAUGGCCACAUUAAAUAAGUAGUCCUGUCUUAUUCAGAGACUCAUUAGAAAUAGAGGGUACAAGGUUAUCAAUGCUAAGUUGGCAACAACUGUCAUAAUAAUGUGAUUCUCUCUGAAUAACUAAAGUCUAUCAUGCCAUAUGGUUUUGUUUUUACCCAAGCUAGACCACAAUGCAUUCUGCUUUUGAACUUAUAGAAGGCUACUUAUAUAUAAUGAAUAAUAAAUUAGCAUUCAUUAUGAUAGGCAAGGCCCUAUGUGCCAUGAGGCGACACCAGAGAAAAACAUUUGCGCAUGCGUGCAUUUCAGCACGUUUUCUAAGAAUUUAGAAGAGUUUGAGUGAGAAAAUAAAUGUUUGUUUUCUCUGCGUAUACAAAAAGAAUUCGCGAAUAUACUUUU